GGAUACAGUCUGCUCCGUACAGUAUACAACUGUCAGGCAGCGGCAGAGAGGGAGAGCGAGCGCAUUGUGCCCGGAGCCGCAGCUUAGAGACGAUGUGAGCAACUUCAGAAGGAAGGUUAUGUCUGAGUGUGCCGGGGGGGAGGGAGGACGGAGGAGAGAGAAAGAGUAGAGGAAAAAUCCACAGACAGUAAACAGUGCACUCAGCCAUCGCAGAGACACGGAGUUGAGGGAGGGGGAAGAAGAGGAAACAUUUGCAAGAAUUGUUGUGUGCGGCAAGAAGGCGCUUUGCUCUCAUUCUGGGGAGCCAGCUAAAAACAUGGCGACUGUACCAGUCUACUGCAUCUGUCGGUUACCUUACGACGUAACUCGAUUUAUGAUUGAAUGCGAUGCGUGCAAAGACUGGUUUCACGGCAGCUGUGUUGGCGUUGAAGAGGAUGAGGCACCAGAUAUUGAUAUCUAUCACUGUCCAAACUGUGAAAAAACUCACGGCCAGUCUACAAUGAAAAAGAAAAAGCAAAAGUAUGAGCCAAUACAUACUAUGGAUAUUACACGACCAGUUCAAAAUGGAAGCCAAGUGUUUAUAAAAGAGCUCCGAAGCCGGACCUUCCCUAGUGCAGAGGAGGUUAUUCAAAGGCUGACUGGAACUCAACUAUCCUUGGGAUUUCUGGAAGAAAAUGGUUUUACUGGACCUAUUUUGGUUGCAAAGAAAGAUGGUUUGGGAUUAAGUUUGCCACCACUUACAUUUUCUGUUAGUGACCUUGAAAAUUAUGUUGGCCCAGACAGAGUUAUUGAUGUUGUAGAUGUCACAAAACAGAAGACCUGCAAGUUGACCAUCAAAGAAUUUGUUGACUACUACUACAGUGCAAACCGGAAGAGAGUUCUUAAUGUGAUUAACCUUGAAUUUUCAGAUACAAAAAUGUCGAGUUUGGUUGAAGCUCCUGAAGUUGUCAAGAAAUUGUCCUGGGUCGAUAAUUUAUGGCACAAUGAUUCACUUUUUGAAAAGCCAAAAGUUACAAAAUAUUGCCAAAUUGGCGUGAAGGACAGCUACACAGACUUUCACAUAGGGUCUGGGGGUUCUUCUGCUUGGUACCAUCUUCUACGUGGAGAGAAAAUUUUUUAUCUAAUUAAAUCGACCUCUGCAAACCUUGCUUUGUAUGAAAGAUGGAGUUCAUCGUCGAAUCAGAGUGAAAUGUUUUUUGCAGAUCAGGUGGACAAGUGCUACAAGUGCACCCUGAAACAAGGACAGAGCCUGUUUAUCCCAUCAGGCUGGAUUUAUGCAACUUUGACUCCAGUGGACUGUUUGGCUUUUGGUGGACACUUCUUGCACAGUCUGAAUAUUGAAAUGCAGUUGAGAGCCUAUGAAGUGGAAAAGCGGUUGAAAAUUAGUAGUCUUAUCAAAUUUUCAAAUUUUGAAGUCAUAUGUUGGUAUGUUGGCAAAUAUCUGCUUGAGACAUUCAAAGGUUUGCACAAAUCUGGUAAGCAGCCUCCAACCUAUCUGGUACUAGGAGCAAAAGCCCUAAAUGGUGCUUUCAGGGCAUGGACCAAGAAGCAGGUUAUAGCUGAUCAUGAAGAUGAGAUUCCAGAAACUAUUAAAACAGCACAACUUAUAAAAGAAUUUGCCAAAGAAAUACGAAUAGCAGAGAAUGCACUUAAAGCAAAUGAAAGUGAGGUGAGUGAUAUUAUCAGUACAGCCAAAAGUCCAGCUGUACCUGCCAAACUGCCAGCACACACAGGAGCAGCAGCUAUUGAAAAGUCAGAAAAAAAGAAAGUUUCACGGGCCAAAGAAGGAGGAAAGAAGAAAGGGAAGAAAGAAAAAGAAAGUACAGUAUUAGUUCCAAAUCUUGACAUUCUUGAGGCACAUACAAAGGAGGCUUUAAUUAAAACUGAAGUGCCAAAGAAAGGGGGAAAGGUUUCAAAGAAUAUGUUAAGUGUGGCUGGCAGAGAAAGUAUAAACAAUCAAAAUGAUGUAUUAAAAUUUGGAAUACAAGAGCAGAACAAAAGCAAAGCUGAAGUGAAGUGGAAGUAUAAGAAUAGUAAACCAGAUUCUCUGCUCAAAAUGGAAGAUGGAAAAUCAGACAAAUUGUUUUUGACAGGAAACAAAGACAAUAGCAAGCUCAAGUUGGUGUUCACCAAUAAAAAACUGUUGAGUUGUAAAGGAGUGAAAACUCAGACCAAAUCUGUUAAGUCUGAUAAUGUGUUCGGGUGUUUGCAAAAUAUUAAAGAAGACAAGCCAAAACCAGUAAGAGAUGAAUACGAGUAUGUUUCAGAUGAUGGUGAAUUGCAGAUUGAUGAAUUUCCUAUAAGAAGAAAGAAGACUGCUUCAAAAAGAAAUUUAACAUUUUUAUCAAAGACCAAAGAGAGUGUGGGACAAACUGAAAUGAGGGAACCUGUGGUUCAACACAGUUCUAAUCAGGAUGACAAUUCAUCUGAUGAAGAUUCACUUCAUAUUGAUACUGAGGCAAAGCCAGAUCCUAGUGCUGACAAAAAGACUGAAACCAGUAGUUCUGCUGGGAUACUGGAUCUGCUACAGGCCAGCAAACAGGUUGGCGGUCUUGAAUACAGUGGAAACAGCAAAGUCAUUAAAGUAGCAAAAGUCACCAACUGUGACAUCACUGAUUUCAGCCAACCGCCAGCCUCACCCAGCACACAAGAGGCCAUCCAGGGCAUGUUGUCCAUGGCUAAUCUUCAGUCCUCAGACUCCUGCUUACAAACUUCAUGGACCAGCAACCAAAUUAAAAAUAGCUCAUCCAUAGUUCAAGGAUCAAAGAAAACUGGUAGCAACAUUAAUAAGCACACAGGGAAGCAGUUAGUCAAAAGCACUACACAGACCACUAUUGACAUUAAUGAUUAUGAAGACCAGGACAGCCUAGGAGCAUGUUUCAAAGAUUCUGAAUAUGUUUAUCCAUCACUUGAAUCUGAUGAUGAUGAUCCAGUUUUCAAAUCCAGAUCCAAAAAGAGAAAAAGUGCAGAUGAUACACCCUGGAAUCCUACAGCCAGAGUUACACCAUCUGUUCCUCGGCAUGACAGGCCAACACGAGAAGGGGCAAGAGUUGCCUCAAUAGAAACUGGAUUAGCUGCAGCUGCUGCAAAGUUAUCUCAACAGGAACAACAGAAAGUCCAGAAGAGAAAAUAUACCAAAAGGAAAAUGUCAUCAGAUGAUUCUAUCAAAAUCCCUCAGGAAAGUGCUUCUACAGAAAUGAAGAAUGACAGCCAUACAGGAAAACGAUUAAAGAAGGGUAUGGCAACUGCUAAACAAAGACUUGGAAAAAUACUAAAAAUACAUAGGAAUGGAAAACUUCUUCUGUAAAGUUAGAAACGAGAAACAUUUUCAGUUAAAAUGUAUUGGCCUGACACUGACGCCGUUACAUGUGUGACAUAAUGUUAACACAUUUUAGAUCAUUCCGGGUUAGAGACAGUGUCCAUUUCAACUGUAUCUACAGACCAUCCUCAGAGAGAGUAUGGUGCUUUUGUGUGGUACUCUCAUAGAUUGGCUCCACUUGGUCUGUGGCAUAAUUGGAAAUGCUUGUUAGUGGCAUUUGAUAUCUAUCAAAGAUGUCAGAGUAAUCCACUUAAUUCAGCCAAAUCUUCUGUUGGAGCAUUUUUAAGCAUUAAAUUACAGAUAGUGAAAAAAAAUGAAUUUGGAGAUACUACCAUUUUUAAAGAAUGUCAAAAACAAAUUCAUAAGAAAUGCUGUCCUUAAACGCACAGGAGUGUGUUCAACAGUACAGUAAUAAACAGCUGCCUUUAACCUGAGUAAAUGGAUACCGUUUCUAUAAACUUGUUUCUCAGGCAAUUCCACAUUUCAGACUUAAAGAAACAUUUAAACUGUUUUUUCAUACUAUAAAUCCUGUAAAUAUGAUCAAAGGAUUAAUCUUUAUUGCAAAUUGUCUUUGAGUUAC
Molecule: messenger RNA, 3899 nt
Organism: Hemiscyllium ocellatum (epaulette shark)
Lineage: Eukaryota; Metazoa; Chordata; Chondrichthyes; Orectolobiformes; Hemiscylliidae
Gene: phf2
Product: PHD finger protein 2
Exons: 23
Coding region: 317-3307 (996 amino acids)
Biological process (GO): regulation of transcription by RNA polymerase II; protein demethylation
Molecular function (GO): histone demethylase activity; transcription coregulator activity
Source: RefSeq, a predicted model, not a curated record